Messenger RNA from Paramuricea clavata, 696 nucleotides. NCBI's taxonomy places the organism in Eukaryota, Metazoa, Cnidaria, Anthozoa, Malacalcyonacea, Plexauridae. The record is from the annotation of a GenBank genome assembly.
AUGUUUCCAAUUCAGCUUGCUCGUGCGAGCUUUGAAGAAAUUGUAACAGGCAGUGCUGGAAACGAUCAUGAUUGCCUGAUGCAAUCAUUCUUGUCACUCCUUCCUCCUGGUGAGGAACAAAUUUUGGCAAAUGCUCUAAGCGGCCGAAAAUUUGACCAAAAUGAAGUUGUUGAUAUUCUUUCAGAGUUUGAAGUGGGUGUUCUUCCCACGCCUUCCAACAUCACUAGCACUAUUAUUCAAGUGGCCAAGGCUGAACUUAUUCACAAGCCAUACAUAGCGUUGAAGAAAAUUCAGGAGACGAUGCCUCAAUUUUGGAAGGCUAUCUCACGUGCACAUAUCGAGGUGAUGUAUCAGCUUACCUACCCAUCAAAAGAAAAUGUAUUAAAGAUUUUGUCAAGCACACCUGCUGAUGGUUCUGAGGAGAGAGUUUUUCAAUGGCUUUGUCGAUAUGUAAAGGAAUCUGAUGGUGAUGUUUUGGGGAACCUUGUCCGAUUCGUCACGGCGAGUAGCGUAGUUAUUCCCGGUGAAUGCAUCUCUGUUAGAUAUGAGGCAAUGCCGUUACUUGCAAUGCGACCUAAAUCCAAAACAUGUUUUAAGAUCCUUGUACUCCCAAAGUGUUAUAAUACUUUUCGAAGCAUGAAAGACAAUUUAGAUUUCUAUUUAAGAAACCAGUCACAAUGGGACCUUGAAGACUGA